UGGGUGACGGUUUCGAUUUCUUGAAGUGCUGACAAAACUAUGGUGGCAGGCCACCGUACAAAACCUUCCUCAAAACCAUAAUCUGUACAGUCUAUGCCCAAAACCAAGUGUUGGUACGUAUGUUUUUCAUUUAGUAUACUUUAUAGGGCUAACACUGAGAGCGUUGAAAGUCAGUUUGACACUAAUGGAGCUUAAACAGUUACAUUUGCUGACCGGGACUGGUGAACUCUCGGCAAACAAAGUUUUCUGAUAGUAAAAUAUUAAGUGUAAAUUGUCAUGUCAUGCCGGUUCACGUUGAUUUGAGUCCUGCUGCUGUUAAAAACAGAUAACAACUCUGUUGGCGGAUGGACAGCUGUUGUCUUGAUUAAUAAAGCAAUAAAAACGAUGUCAACUGUAAUGUAAUGUCAUAUUAUUUCUUUUUGUCCAAGGUACACCAAAAGUGAGAGUGCUUUGUUGCCAUACUUGAGAUGGCAUUAUUUCCUGGAAUAAAGGCUCUUCUAAGUUUCCAUCAAUCACUGACAGUGCUGCGCAUUUCUUCACUCAUUUCUUCACACUCAGUAUCCCAAUACCUCCUGAAGAGGUUUUACAGUUCUUCAACAGAAAGUGAACAGCCAGCAGCCCCAGAGAAUGAAUCUCUGCUGCAGAACCUCAGUCUCAUGGGAGUGGAUGUGACAAAGGCCCGGCAGCGUCAACCCGGGGUGCUCCGUAAAGUCGUCACUAAUGAGCAAGGUGUUGCUCAGUUUCUGAAUGACAAAGGUGCCAGCAACAAAGUCAUUGCAGGAAUCAUUUCUCGUUUUCCCCGCGCCAUCACCCGCUCCAUCGAACAUUUGGAGACGCGCUGGGCACUGUGGAAGAACAUCAUUCAGACUGAUGCAGAAAUAGUGAGCAUCGUGGAUCGCUCACCAGAGGCUUUCUUCCGCACCAAUGAUAAUGGGAACUUUAAGAAGAACAUAGAUUUUCUGACCUCGCUGGGACUAAGCUCCAAAGACCUUCAUCGGCUUCUGGCAACAGCACCACGAACUUUCUCCAACAGCGUAGAGCUCAACAAGCAGAACUUAGAGUUUUUGGAAGAAAUCUGUGUUGAGUUUGGUGGCAAAAAUUCCGAAAACUUUGCUAAAAACAUCAUAUCCAGAAACCCUUAUAUUCUCAUACGAAGCACUAAGAGAAUCAGAACAAACAUUGACUUCCUGAGAGCUACUCUGAAGCUGAGUGAUGAGGAGUCGCUUGCUCUUUUUCAAGGCCGUGGGGCAGGAAUAUUGGACGUUUCCAAUGAAUGUAUGAAAAAGAAUGCAACCGGUCUUCAGCAGAGGCUGGUCUCACUUGGCUGUAAAAAGGCUGACAUGAAAAAACUGAUCAUGAGCUAUCCUGGAAUCCUGUUCAUGGGGACAGACACACUUAACUCCAAGCUGGACUGUCUCCUAAAGGCGGGGAUAACUAUCAAGCAGAUUUUGAAAAAACCAAGGGUGUUAGACCUCAGCGUCCAAAACAUUACAGGGAGACUGAAGGAGCUGAAUAACCUGGGGUAUGACUUCCAGAGUGAUGGCGUCACUAUCCUGAAUAUAAGCAAAAAAAGAUAUGAUGAAAAGCUGAAAAAACUUGGCGGAUGAAUGAAUCAAUUGUUUGAUUUUGAUGCAAGAAAAUGCUGAAUGUUGUUUUGUCUUGGCUACAAAUGAAUAGCCCUUUUUGCACUUCAAGAUUCUUUGCUCAUGUUUCUGAUGCAUAUUAUUUCUCCCUCUUUUUCCUGAAUAACAUAAUGUUUUAGGACCAAAUCAGCUAAAUAAUGUAAUUGAUUAUUACUACAUCUUCAGAGUGUAGAAGAACCAAACACAACAGUUUUUUAAACCUGAAUACAAUACAUGGACUUUGUUGAUCCUUAAAGGGAAAUUUGUCUGGAGUCUAAUGUCAUCUGUUAACCAAAGAAUUAUGUAGUCUGAUGGAUGUGGAUACAAAAAACCUUCUGAAUCUCUGUGUACUGCAGUGAGGAGAGAGGAGCUGUCCACCAUCAUACUUCACAGAUUUAAUUUAAUUUAAUUUUUUAAUGCUUUAUUCAGAGUUAACAAAAUUACAAUUCCAAACAUAGCAGAAUCAGUUCAGUACAGUAAUUUCAAUAUUGAAAUAACAUAUCAGUGAGAAAUACUUAACAAUAUGGGGAAGCAACAAUGCGUGUUUACACAGGGGAAAAAAAACAGCAGGGCAAUAAAAUAAAGUAGAUAGUGAAGAACAACAAGCAGACAGAAUCAUAAAAGUAACUUUAAAUAAAUAAAAUAAUUUAUGCUAUGCAAAACUUUACAAGGGUUUUCUUUCUUUUUAAAACAUUUCUAGGUGUUCAUAUUGGCGGGAAAAUUCUUUCAGUUGUCAUAACUUUUGCUCCUUCAAACCAGUUAACGUUUUAAGAGAUUUCAAAUACAUUUUAAAUUUGUUUAUGAAAACAAUAAAUCUGGGGGAUGGUCUCAUAACUUUAUUCUUAUGGAUGAAAUAUUUGGCAAGACAUAAGAUUACAUUGCAACAGAAUUUAUCAUUUUUAUUUGGUAGUAUCAUUCCAAAAGUAACAUUAUCUAGAGAAAUACAGUGUGGAAAUACUGCAAUUUUUUGUUGAAUCCAUUUGUGAAUGUUAAGCCUGAAUGUUAUCAUACUUCACAGAUAAUGUCUUGAAUUCCUUUGGAACAAUGUAUUUUGUAUUUUCUUCUUCAAAGACAAUUCUUUGCAUUCAUGUGAGCAUUUUUUGAAUAAGAACCAUAUGCAACAAAAGAAACAACUUAUGGAGA
Xyrichtys novacula (pearly razorfish) is the source of this 2765-nucleotide messenger RNA. Lineage: Eukaryota; Metazoa; Chordata; Actinopteri; Labriformes; Labridae. The record is from the annotation of a GenBank genome assembly.